This is a messenger RNA of Myxocyprinus asiaticus (Chinese sucker), 6176 nucleotides long. Its product is annotated as insulinoma-associated protein 2. The record is from RefSeq and is a predicted model, not a curated record. Gene Ontology annotation, cellular component: nucleus; transcription repressor complex. Gene Ontology annotation, molecular function: RNA polymerase II cis-regulatory region sequence-specific DNA binding; DNA-binding transcription repressor activity, RNA polymerase II-specific. Gene Ontology annotation, biological process: neuron differentiation; negative regulation of transcription by RNA polymerase II; regulation of cell cycle process. Bases 521 to 2092 code for a protein of 523 amino acids. NCBI's taxonomy places the organism in Eukaryota, Metazoa, Chordata, Actinopteri, Cypriniformes, Catostomidae. The transcript has a single exon.
CGCCUAUACAAAAUGUAUUAUAUUUAUAUUAAUUUAUAAAGAGUUGGACCAUUCUCAAGAGAAUUUUGCCUACAUUUAAAUGUUCCCCCCUUAUCCUUAUGUCUGUUGUAACAGUUUGGGCUUUAAUAGUAAUAUUUGCAUGGUGAAAAGCUUGAAUUUUCGAUCAAGCUAUAAGAUUAAACUUAAAUAAUUAAUUGCAUUAACUUCAAUGAAUGUACGUGGACUUAUCUCACAUUAUUAAGCAGGAAAUUUAGUUAAAGAGCACAUCGAUCCCUUGAGACCCGAUAAAUAAUAAUCUGCCGGCCAUAAGAAAUGAAUCUGUAACUUAAUCUCCUCAUUAACGUUGGCCCCGCCCCCGUCACUUGAAUGUGAACGCUGAUUGGACAGUGACCUCAUAAAAAAAACCUGAAGGCGACCCAAUGGAUAAAACACGUGCCAGGCGCAUCUCUGUGUCAGUAUACCGAGUAUACUUUCAUCCGACAGCUCCCGAAAUCGGACUUUGGGUGAAUCGGACGAGAAGAUGCCACGGGGAUUCUUAGUGAAAAGGAGUAAACGAGGCUCACCUGCAUCAUACAAGGUGCGCGUUGAGGAAAAAGAGUUGUCUCCCCAAACUCCAAAUGGACCCACAAGUGUCCUGGUUGAAUGUCCAGACUUGGUGGAACCAGAACCUGUUGGAGAAACAUGGACAAGUGGUUUAACCUCUAAAAAUGACCAGUCACGUUUACUGGAGGAGACCGGAGGAGUGGUUGGAGAAAACUGCGAUUAUGCACAGAGCUACUUCAGCCAGCCGGAGCAGAGCGCGCCAUCUCCCGAUUCCUACAGCCCGAUCAAACCGGUCAGCGCCGAGCUCAAGCAGUCGUUUUUGGACCGUUGUCUGAGCUCACCCGCCACGGCAGAGUCCUUUCCACUGGCCACCCCGGUGUCCUCAAUCGAGCGUCUCCUUAUGAACCACGCAGACAUGAAGUAUGGCACGCCAGUGUCCACUUCGUUGCCCACUUAUCCAUCAUUUCACCAGAGCGUAAAGCGCGCGUUCAUGGAGUCCGAGCGCAAGAGCAAACCGCCCGCCAAAAAGCCCAAAGUCAUCAGAAAACUCAACUUUGAAGACGAAGUCACCACCUCACCAGUCCUGGGGCUUAAAAUCAAGAAGGAAAGCCCCGAAACCAAGCUGGCACCAUCAAGCCGAAAGAAGCCGCUGGGUGAGUUCAUAUGCCAGCUUUGUAAGGAAGAAUACCCUGAUCCGUUUUCCUUGGCACAGCACAAGUGCUCCAGGAUUGUGCGCGUUGAGUACCGCUGCCCGGAGUGCGAUAAAGUUUUCAGCUGCCCUGCCAACCUCGCUUCGCAUCGAAGGUGGCACAAACCUCGCAGUUUAAGCACUGGAGAUGCCCAAAACGGGAAGAAAUCACAACUAGAAGUGCGUAACCAUGAAAAAACUUCAGUGGAAGGGAAGGAGAACGCCAGUAAGAUCAGAGUAAACAAUCAGCACCAGCUCAGUCCGGACAGCUCCCAACACCACCGAUCAGCACCGGACAGCAACAUGAUGCACAGAGCAUCUCAAGACCCUCCUACUCUGGAGCAAAGGUAUCCAUCCACUGAGAAGUGCUUCGAUCUGCAUAUCAGCUCCAGCGAAAGCUCCAGAUUGUUCGAUCACUGCCCCGAAGAGCCCGAAAGGUCCACCACCCCAUAUCUACCCUCAUCGGGCGCUGAAGAAGUGUAUGAAUGCCACUUCUGCAGCAAGAAGUUCAGAAGGCAAGCCUACCUGAGAAAACACCUGGCAGCACAUGAGACAAUCAAAGUAUCCUCCUAUAAUCUUCAUCACAUAGAGACCGGACAGAUCACUUUUCCAUGCCACCUGUGUGGAGCACACUUCCCUUCAGCUGAUAUAAGGGACAAACACAGACUUUGGCAUGCAGUCAGAGAUGAUUUGUUACUCAGACCAGAUCUGAGUCCAGGAGAACAGCAGAUCUUCUCAUGCAAACACUGUCCGUCCACGUUCUUCAGUUCUCCAGGUUUGACCAGACACAUUAACAAGAGCCAUCCGACAGAGAAUAGACAGGUGAUGCUCCUACAGAUGGCUGUCAGACCGGGAUGCUAAUUUCAGAUUAUAAACAAACAUUUUUGAUUGUUUAAUGGCUCGUUGUUCAUUUUAUUGCUCAAUAAUCAACUAUGUGCAGUAUUUUUAGUUGAGUUUUUUCUUUUUGGUUAACAAACAACAGUUUAUUUAUCCCUUGAUAACCUAGGGUAACACAUUAAAAGUAAUUAAAGGAAAAUACCGGGUUCAAUAAAAGUUAAGCUUAUCCGACAGCAUUAAUGGCAUAAUGAUGAUUACCACAAAAAAUAAUGUCAACUCGUCCAUACUUUUCUUUAAAAAAAGCAAAAUUUGAAGUUACUUUGAGACACUUACAAUGGAAGUGAAUGGGGCCAAUUUUUUCUUUCAUUAAUUCUUCUGUUUAAACUCAUGUAUUAUUUGAGCUGUAAAGUUGUUUAAAUCAUUUUUACUAUCAUUUUAUGGUUUAAGGGUUUGUUGACAUUACAUCGUCAUGGCAACAGUGUAAAAUUGGCUAUAACUUUUCGUAGAAAAGGUUAGUGAGGGAUUUUAUCACAUGAAAACCAUGUUAACGUGCAUAUUGUUUACGUCUUGUGGCUAAACUUUUGAAAUAGUAUUUUAAUGUUUACUGAUUGGCCCCAUUCACUUCAAUUGAAAGUGCCUCACUGUAACCCAGAUUUUAGAUUUUUUUAAAGAAAAUAAGGGGCAAGUCAAACAAUUUUUUUUUUUUUUUUUUGUGGUAAUCAAUAUUAUGCCACAAAUGCUGCCAAAUGAGCUUAACUUGUAUUGAACCCAAAAUAUUCCUUUAACAAACAUUAUAUACCGGGUUCCUACCUUCUGACCCAUGAAUUUUCAUGACUUUUCCAGUUGUUAAUGAUUACUGGAAAAAAGAUUUUUAAAAACCAUUUUAAUUCACAAAGAGCACUUUCUUGCUGAGAAUAACUAGAAAAAGGUAUAAAAAUAACUGUUUGACUUGUAAUUUAACUUAUUACAUUUCUAGAUUUUAUUCAUUUCCAUGACUUCUCCAGACUUGGAAAUCACAUUUUAAAAAUCCUUGAUAUUUCCAGGUUUUCUAUGACUGUGUGGAUGCUGUAUAUAUUGCUUAACUUAAUAUUGUAUGAAAAUAUUUGAAUUUCUAUUUAAAAUGAAUAAUUAAUGAUCUGUUAACCAUUAUAUAAUGUUUGUUAAUGCUGUUAACAAAAGUUAUAACGUGUUACCUGUUACAUAUGAGACUAUUGCGUAAAAACACCAGAUCUACUCAGUUUUGUCAUAAUUUAUUACUCAAGGCACACAGUAGGUUAUUCUAUUAACAUAUGUAAUUAUGAUGGGGGAAAGUGAAUUAGUGUCUCUACAAGUGGUUCCCAUGGAAAGCUUGUUUAGUUUUAAUCAUCUUCGGAGGUGCAUUUAUUUAUAGCCUAUGAAUUUAAGAUACUGUAUGUACAACAGUUUCUGCAAAAAGAAAAUGUAUUUAUAUCAUAACAAUUAACUGCCAGGAAAUGCUUAGCACACAAUAGGACUUUUAGAAGCCUACAUGUAAUAUUAAACCAUAAGUGUCAUAUUUAUAUUUUCAUAUGUAGUCUGAACAUUUUAAACUGAUAUGGGGAAAUUCAAGUCAAUAAAUCAAAUUCUUUCAAAUGUGGCUCAUUUGUAAUUCGCUCACAUCCACACUGAACAUUUAUUUAAUUAUAUGCACUAAAAUAAUGACAAUCUGCUGUUACAACUUCAUCAGCACUGAGGUCAUGAAAUAAGUGCACUAACUUAUAUAACAGGUUUUGCAGCCCCAUGUGUUCUAUAAUUUACAAUCAGAAUUUUAUAUAUAUAGGCCUUCAUAGAAAAAAAGAUUUUGAGAAUAAGUUUAAGCGAGAACAUGAAAAUAUUAAGUAAAUUCUACAUUCAAACAUGUAAAAAUUAAUGCUCUAGCUAAUAAGUUAAUAUAAUUUAUGACUGAUAGUCAUUUUUACAGUGUGUCAUCAUGUAUAAAUCCUACUGUAGAAAGCCAUGUCAAAUUUAUUUGCUAAUUUGAGUAAAUUUAGCUAAUAAAUAUAAGUAAAUGUUACUUAACUUUUCAAUGCUUUUGCUCCCAGCAUUUACUGGGCUUGAAUAUUUAAUUAGCAUGCAUGGUUUCACUGUUUGCAAGUUUAUUUACACCGUUUUAUUGUUAAUUUUGGUGUUACGUUUGGUAACUUCUUGUUUUGUGCAGUCUGAAUUUAAUUUUUUGCUCAAAAUGACCUGUUCAUGAUCCAAAAAAAUGAUCUGUUGAUUGUCACCGUCAUCGUGUUUUGUUGAGGUCUGCGUGCUAUGUAGCUUGGUGAUGUACUCUCAUAGACUACAAAGCAUACAUUAAGCUUCCCUAUAGGAGGCUUCUGUAUGUCAUGUAUAACAUUAUGAAUGUGUUUGUAAGGAAAAUUCAAGACAUGUCAUGUUCUAAUAAUAUGUUCAUUAAAAGUUAAUUUCAGUACUAUAUAUGUAUCAUAUUUGUAAAUAUAAGUUACAGUAUUUACUAACAUGUUUAUGUUAAAUUUACUUUAACAAUAGUAAAUUUAAUCACUUUAAUCAAUAUUGUCAGGAAGUUAAAUAGAUUCUGCUUAAUUUUAUACUGUUGUUAACUUAGAAAAACUGUGGGAAAACCCUGUGAAAUAAAAAUCAAGCAAAUCUUACUAGCCAUUUUUUUUUAAGUGUAUAUACAAAAAUAUGGCUGCAAAAGAACUUAUAUGCACCCAGAAACAAAAUUAAACUGCACAUGACUUGCUAUGUUGCAAGAAUAGUUUUAUUCUUAAGUGUAGUUUCACAUCCACUCUCCUUCUACAUCCAAUACAAAUGUAUAGAUACUACUAUCGUAUGACAAUAUUGUGGAUUUGUGUUUGUGCGUGUGCUUGCAUAUUGUGCAGCUGUUCUAUCAACACAUGCAGUUUGUACUGGAAUCAUGCAGCAUUUGGUCAGUAUUAACAUACAUUAAAUCUACCCAUGUGGGAGUUGUUUUUUCUUUUGAAAUUACGCACAAUUCUCAAGUCUCUUGUGUGCAGGCUUUUAAUAUACACUUUAUUUUUUCAAUCCAGAAAGGUGCUGUAUGAUUUCAACUCCAUAUAAUAAUUUUGUAUGAUAAAUUUGUAAACAAUAUCAAAUUAAAAUGAAAAGUAAAACAAACUCCACAAAGAAUGACCCUUGUGAAGUCUCGCAUAACUUCCAAUAAAAUAUACAAACCUGCAUUUGACCUUUGUCAAAUACAACUUGCAACUGUAGUCUAUAGUGUCAGUUACCCUUUAAUCCCUUAAACAUUCAAAAGGAAAACAAAAAAGUGACUGAAACAAGUUUCAGAGAUGCUAUUUGCACACUGGUCAAAGAACAAAAGCAACGAAAACAAACAGGUCGUCUCUACAUAUGCAAAAUGUCACAUGACAUGGGGUCUCCCAGUUGAACUAGCUCAAAGUGUCCUGAAGUGGGUAGUUGUGUUCAAUUUGACAACGUUGCCCUAUCCCUGCAAGACCUGGUAAUGUGGCUACUCAUUCGCACUUUCUUCAAAAUCUCUUUCAAGAUGAAGCAAAGAGGCGUUGCGGCCAGUGAUCUAUGCUGUAAAUGAGCUGAUAAACCUGUGGUGGCUUUCGUCUCUAAGGCUGCUAUGCAAAGAAACAAUACAACAGGACAAGAACCCAGCAAAACCAAGCCAUAAAGAUCGACAUUCAAGCUGAAGAGAUCACAUUUGCGCUUUUUGACUUGUUCUAAGUGGCUUGAGGUUUAAUUAACCUUUUGAUCUUUUUUUUUUUUUGGUUGAUUUAAAUACUGUUAAAUAUGUACACAGAUCAGAUACUGUUCAUACACUAUAAACAUACAUUAAAUAUGUAUAUAUUUUAUAUUUAUAGAUAUAUACACACACAAAUAACCAUUACAAAUGACAAAAGGGGGCCGUUCAAUAUACGUAACAUUAACAAUAAAAUAAAAAAACAGUAACACCCUAAUCAAGUGAAAACUGAAUUUACAAUCAUAACGUGAUCCGUAAUGAAAACUUACAAACAAACAAAAAAAAAAAACUAAAAAACCCCAGAAAGAAACAGUUGUCAACUUUAUAUAAAAACAAACUCUGAAAUAAACAUAACAGCUAGUGCUUAAGUUUAAACAUACACCUGCUUUACAAACA